AGCAGGUAGAGGCACAGCAGUCCCAGGGGAAAGACGGCUCAGUGUCCCGGGAAGAGGCAAUACUCAGAAUUAGGGCUCACCCCUCGGGAAGUUUUACAGGAAUCUCAGGGGAGCCGCCAGUAGGGAUUCCUCCUCUGUAUUGGCAGCUGCAGGGGGGACAGUGUGGGCAGCUGGAUCCUGCUCUCCCUCCGCUAACCCCAGCCUUGGAUUUACAUUGCUCUGUGCUGGAUGGAAGAGAUGCCACAGGGGCCUGCAGUAUGAGGAGCCUGCUCACAGCCGGAUCCCUGUACCUGUGCACCCAGAGGAGCCCCCGUCAUUAACCCUCAGCCAGCAACUCUCAGCCAGCCAUUAACCCUCAAUCAGCCUCCCCAAGUUGUGCCUUUUUCCUGUGCUGAGAGGAGGUGUCCCCCGUGUUAAUGGAGGUCUGCAGUGGGAGGCAGGGAGCAGCCUGUCACCAGAUGAAUGGGAAGAAGCGGUGCUGAGUGGAUCCUUACUCCCAUCACCGGCAGCAUCUGAAGAGCCCGGCCGGGGUAGGGGGAGGACAAUCCCCUGAGAGAGCAGAGGCCCUGCUGUCAUGGGAGGGGGUCCAUGCGGUCCCCUUCCCUGGGGGUAGGGCACGGGGACCCGUUCAGUGACUGGCUGGCAGGCUGCGCUAUGGGUGCCUGCUGCUGGCUGCAGUAUGAGUAGAGCCCGGCUGCAGCUGGCAUCCCUCUGGCUGCUGCUCAUGGUGACUCUGCGGGCCAGGCUGGCGGACUCUGCUAUGGACGACUCGGACAGAGAGCUGGAACAGAAGGCGCUGAUUAAAGUGAACCCCCUGAGGGCGGAGAAAGGGGGCCAGGAGAACCUAACCCUGGAAGGGAUAUUCGCCAGGGUGGCUGAUGUUAGCCCUGCGGAAGGCAGGCUGCUCCAGUUUCACCCACUCUCUUUAUGUAAUACCAGUGAGGACGAUCAAGCAAAACCAGGAUUCAUCUCAAUUGUCAAACUGGAGACCCCAGAUCGAGACCCUCAGCCAUGUUUAUCACUGGCAAAUAAGGCUCGAUUGGCAGGUGAGAGGGGAGCACAUGCAAUACUGUUUGAUAUUAGCAACGAUCGAGAUGCCAAGAACCAGUUACAGCAGCCAGCUGGAUUAAAUCAACCUGUUGUUCUAAUCUGGGGCAAGGAUGCUGAGCAGUUGAUGGAUGUUGUGAACAAAAACAGGGAGGCCCAUGUGAGGAUUGAGGUUGCGGAGCAGCCCAAGUGGCUAGAUCAUGAUGUCUGGAUUCUGCUCACCGUGGUUGGGACAGUCUCGGUCAUUGUGCUGUAUUCCGUUGUCAGAGUCCGCUGCAAGCAAAGGCCACCGCAGGACUCUGUACAGCAGCAAACUUUACAGGCCAUCAGCCGUCUUGGUACUAGAAAGUAUCAGUCACGGGUUUCUCGGGACCAGCGAUUAAACGCUGCACGAAGUGGACGGUUGGAAACAGCCAGCACCAGUAGCUCUGUGCCUGUGUGUGCAGUCUGCCUGGAAGAAUUUGCAGAUGGGCAGGACUUGCGUAUUUUGCCUUGUUGCCAUGAGUACCACUUGGAUUGUGUAGAUACUUGGCUGAAACAAAACCACACCUGUCCUCUCUGUAUGCAUAAUAUACUGGAAAAUGACACCCAACCACGUCCCUCGGCUGUCAGAACUUCUUCACAGCCAAAUUUAUGGAGGCAGUUCCCGGGUACGGCACAUUUUCAACAUCAUUUGCCACCUCUUGGAACGCCAAUGAUACCAGUGGUACCUCCUCACCACAACAAUGGCAUAUUCCUGUCUCGCUCUCCUUACUACUUGGACCCUGGAUAUACCUGGGAAUUGCCAGUGCCUCGCCCGUCCCGCCGUGCUCCAGACUGUAAUGUGGUAAUUACUCCACAAUAUCAAGUUUCCAGUGGGUACUUGCCUGAUGACACAGGCAGUGACAGUAGCUCAGGGCAAUGUUCCUCCAGUGAGAACUGUACAGAUAUCAGUCUACGCUGUUUGCAAGGCUCUUCCUCGUCUUCUUGCCACAGCUCCCAGAGCAACCAGGGGGAUUCGUCUCCACCAGCACUUCCUUCAAUUAUUCUACCUCAGGGAGAACUCCCAGGGUUUAAUACUAUGCUUUCUCCCCAGAGCUCCUAUGCCAGCCAUGUUCAUUUUCACCAACACCGGCAUCACCACUAUAGACGACCUCAGCCCAAUGUUUCCCACAUUAACCCCCACAGACCUAGGCGGAAGCACAGACCACCUAGGGGAGAGUUAAGGACAGAUCCAGGAUUUAAACGGGACCAUAGAACUACAAAAGAGAAUAUUGGAGAGUCAAGAUCCCUUUUGAAUCACAAAGAACCCAGGACUCCAUCAUCAAGAGUUUGUCUUGAUCCUCGGACUGAGGAGGCUAUGAGACCUAGUCACUCCACUCAACUCUCUCAUUCAUCCAUACAAGGUGCAGAUGAUCCUGAAGGAACUUCUUCCUUAAAGGGACCUAGGACUGAACCUCCAAGCAGGAGUCAUCGAAAGAAAAGAUCAACUGCACCUGCACAGCUUCCUCUUUUAUACCACCCAAGCCAUUCCUGUCCAUCCCCUGGAAUCCAGUUCUGUGAAAGAUCUCCGCCUGGGUGCGAUGAAAGGGUUAGACUUGGACAUGGAAGGGUUAGCACACAUCGGGAAAAUGCUGCGAUGAUGCAUCUCUAUCAUCCACCGCAUCACAACCAGGGUACGACUGACGAGAUUGAAGCUGUGUGUGAGCACACCGUGUAACUGCAGGAAAUGUGAACACGUUAGGCAUGACCAAACAGUACAGGCUGUAGUAACUGGGGCUCCUAAGCCUCCCCUGCCUUUUGCCUCUUUCCCAAACUUCUUGAUCCUUCCUCCGUCCCUGAGGUCAUAUUACACUCAACUCAUUCCCAGGCAGAAUCCGUGCAGCUGCUGGAAGGCCCCGGCACAUCUGUGCAGAGCUCUGGCAUAGAGCCUUCCUGUGAUGGGACCUGACGCUUCGGCACUCUGUCUAAACCCAGCAUACUGAUAUCUGCUGCAUCUUUGGGGAAUACACGUCCACAGUCAUUCAGAAGACCCCAUUCAUACUCCUUUGAACCAUCAUUCAGGAACACUUUCUUUAGAAAACCAUGAAAUCUGCUUUGGAGGAAAACGUAACCAGCAUUUAAUUGGGAAAACCUUCUAUUGCCUGUGUAGCAUUUGGAUGUAUAAAGAGGAUAUGCUCCUAUCCUUCAUUUAAACAUUCCAUAUGCAUCAUCCCUGCAAAAGGGUGCACUAAAGGACUCCUAUUGGCAGAUCAUUUGCCAGUGCUAUGUUGGGAUGACUUUGUUAAGCUGAACUGCCUAUCUAAUGAACCAUGUUCUUCUAAUUCACUGGGUGGGUGUUGUUGAUUUGUUGAAAUUUGCACUUAAUUCCAAUCUUUUGAAAAGUUGGGGGAUGGAAUCUUUCUCCCCUAUGGCACUUGAAGGUUUAUCCUUCACAUUGUGCAUUAGUGAAAUAAGUAGGGGGAUUAAUUUGUAAGAAAAUGUUCUCCGCUUUACUGAUCAUUGUGUCAAUUUGUUGCCAAAUUAGUUGUAAUAGUUUAUACAAGUUUGACUUUUUUUUAUAAUCCUUUGAGCGCCAGAGAGGUGAGCAAUGUAUUAAAGGUACUGCUCCCCAACUGUGGCACUCAAUGGGUUACACCUUGUACGUCUAGGGCUUUUACAACAACCAGCAUAUGACAAGGUGGUAGGUGCCAAUCUUGAAUACACUACACUACGGGCUUUUUAAAGAGAUGUCACUUGAAUUGGAAUAUCCAUGAUAUGUUAAGCAUGGACCACCACAAGCCCCAAAUUCAAAUGGUAGAGUAGAUGUCUCUACUGGGGCCUGUGGUCAUGGUCAUUUCUUUGAGCCUAGAUGCAAUGUAUACACUAAAAAAAGAAGAAAUUCUAUGUUCCUUUAUUCCAGUGCCUCACAUGCCACAAUUUGAUUGUAUGCUCUUGUGCCUCAAUUCUGCCUUGUACAGUUAUGUAUAUAAAAACAAAAUAAGCUUUUGUAUAUUUGUAAAAGUAUUAUAUUUAUAAAACAACAUGUUCUUUGAAGAACUAA
This is a messenger RNA of Pelobates fuscus (common spadefoot toad), 4069 nucleotides long. It is a transcript of the gene RNF43, whose product is annotated as ring finger protein 43. The transcript is spliced from 10 exons. Gene Ontology annotation, biological process: ubiquitin-dependent protein catabolic process; Wnt receptor catabolic process. The record is from RefSeq and is a predicted model, not a curated record. Lineage: Eukaryota; Metazoa; Chordata; Amphibia; Anura; Pelobatidae. Gene Ontology annotation, molecular function: frizzled binding; ubiquitin protein ligase activity. Bases 680 to 2746 code for a protein of 688 amino acids. Gene Ontology annotation, cellular component: plasma membrane.